Messenger RNA from Micromonas pusilla CCMP1545, 636 nucleotides. RefSeq lists its product as uncharacterized. Lineage: Eukaryota; Viridiplantae; Chlorophyta; Mamiellophyceae; Mamiellales; Mamiellaceae. The transcript has a single exon. The record is from RefSeq and is a predicted model, not a curated record. Bases 1 to 636 code for a protein of 211 amino acids.
AUGACGCCGUGCUCCUCCGCGCGCGUGUUUGUGCGCGCCGCCCUGUCUACAUCUCCGGUGUCAAAUGCACCGCGUCGCAAACGGCCAAAAUCCAGAGAUCCUCUCCAGCGCGAGCUCGGUCGAGUCAGCACUCGUCCUCCGCGCGCGUCCGUCGCCGUCAUGACGACGCCGACACCCCCCGCGCGCGUCUGUCGCGCGCGCGUCGUCGUCAAUACCACGACGACGCCGUCCACGGCGUCGCGCGCGUCGCGGCCGUCGCGAAUGACGCCCGCGCGCGUCGCUCCCGCGCCGUUCGGAACCCUCCACGUCGGAGGCCGCGAGAGCGUCGUCGUCGUCCCGAUCCCGCGACGUCUCCGCGACGAGAAGGGCGUCGCCGCGCGGUCCUCCCCGGUCGACCUCGACCGCGGCGACUCGAGCGACGGCGCGGGCGCGGGGAACGACAACCCGGACGCCCGGUGCCCCGUGUGCAAGGGCACGGGGUGGAAGCCGUGCGGGCAGUGCGACGGCACGGGCGUGAACCAGGAGGACCUGUACGGCGGCAAGCCGGGGAUGCGAAAGGGCGAGCGCUGUUGGCUCUGCGAAGGCAAGAAGCGGACGAUGUGCGGCAACUGCGUGGACCUCACGGACGCGUUCUAG